Haliotis rufescens (red abalone) is the source of this 1641-nucleotide messenger RNA. Its product is annotated as putative glycerol-3-phosphate transporter 5. Gene Ontology annotation, molecular function: transmembrane transporter activity. Gene Ontology annotation, cellular component: membrane. Lineage: Eukaryota; Metazoa; Mollusca; Gastropoda; Lepetellida; Haliotidae. The transcript is spliced from 14 exons. The record is from RefSeq and is a predicted model, not a curated record. The coding region runs from base 151 to 1425 and encodes 424 amino acids. Gene Ontology annotation, biological process: transmembrane transport.
AUACUCGUAUGUACUUCCGGUUUUUCACGAGCAGACGAUGGAGAUAGGACGGUUUUUCCGUGUGGGAUGUUGAUUCUUUUUCAUCCGAAUACGUUUGUAAGGUGUAUCAUAUGAACCCACAUGUAGUCAUCCCAAGAAAAGAAUUAUAAGAUGGAACAACUUAAGUUUCGACAAGUAUGUAUAUUUGUCACCGGAUGGCUAUCAUAUGCAUCAACCUACCUGCUGAGGAAACCUCUUGGUGUGGUGAAGGCUGACAUGGAAAAGGUACUUGGAUAUGGCAAGACACAGUUGGGCUGGCUUGACACUGCUCUGCUUCUGCCAUAUGCAGUUAUGCAGAUGCUUCUUGGUCCACUGGGAGAUCGGUUUGGAGCAAGGAGAACUUUUGGUUUUUGCCUUAUCCUGUCGUCACUGUCAAUGAUCACUUUCGGCUACUGGAGCAGUUUCUCCAUGUUAUUCCUUCUCCUCUUCAUCAAUGGAUCAGCCCAGUCCCAAUGUUGGCCUAACUGCACUAAAGCCCUGCUGUCGUGGAUCCCUGACAACGUCAGAAAUGGUGUGUUUGGCAUGUUUGGGACAUGCGCCUUUGCUGGGGGCAUUCUUGGUACUUUGUUAGCUGUAUAUCUACAGACCCACUAUGGCUGGAGACACUGCUUUACGUUGCCAUCGAUGAUUGUGGCUGUCCUUGGCGUUGUUGUGCUGAUGUUAUUUGUCACGGCGGAAGAAGCAGGUGUCACUGUACCUGGGAAGGAACUGAAGACCAAUAGUGCAGACUCACCUGUAACUACUGAGAAACCGGGUCUUCUGCAACUGAUGAAGAUACCUGCUUUACCGGAAAUUGCUGUGACCAUGUUCUGUCUGAAGAUUGUGCGUUACUGUAUGUACAUGUGGCUGCCUAUGUAUCUCCUACAGCAUUUAAAAUAUUCUCCAAGUCUGGCUGGUGUUUGCUCAACAACAUUUGAAGUCGGUGGAGUCAUAGGAAGUGCCCUGUUAGGCGUCAUACUUGACAGAUAUUUUCCUGGGCGAUCUCUACACGGCACGUGGCUGUCCAUUCUUCUGUCUACAGUGUCGCUGAUUCUCUUCCUUUAUACAAGCUCAAUGGGGAAGGUUGUAAACUCCGUGUUCAUGUUCCUUGCAGGAGCAUUCAACGCAGGGCCAGACACCAUUUUAGGAGGUGCCAUACCACUGGAGUUGGGAGAGAGAGACAACCGUAAAGCAGGAGCAGCUACAGUCGGUCUUGUCAAUGGUUUCGGGAGUGUUGGAACCUGCAUAGAAGGACCAGUGAUAGGCCUGAUAUCAAGCAUGUAUGGCUGGGCGGGGAUGUUCUACCUGAUGAUUGGUCUGUCAGCUGCAGGAGUUGCUGCCAACUUCCGUGCUGCUCGCAUAUAUCACAGAGGCCAAGACACUGCAUCUGAAAAGAUGAUUGUUUAACAGGAACAUUUUUUAAAUAUUGUAUUUUUAACAUGAAUCUUUUACUGUAUUUAUUAGAUUAGACAUAAUGACGUGUGAACCAACAUACGGAUAUUAUUGUUAUUUUUUAUUUCCUUUAUAUGCUAGGGGCAUGGGUGGCCAAGUCGUCUAAGGCACCGCGAUUCGCUGUGCAGAGUAGCGUCCCUUGGGCAUGCCAGAAACCUUGUGGUUGUGGGU